CAAACAGGAAGUGUAACUGGCCGAGCUCGCGACGUGAAAGUCAAGCCGAAGCGGAACGCGAUUCAUCUGAGGAAAAUACCAACAUGUCGUUUGAACUUUAACUCGUCCCUGCACAUUUCUUUACUUUGUGUUUUUUGUUAUGUUGGAAAAGCGGCGGUUGUUAUAAUGAUUCUGGCCGCAGCUCAAACGUUUUGUGUUGCAUCAGCCGCGGGUCGAGCACUUGCACGAAGUGUUCGACAUUAUUGUAGAGAGGCUCCGACGAAACUAAGAAUUUCCGAGGCACUUUCAGGCGCUGAACCGGGGACAAAUGUCAGAGUACAGGGGUGGGUUCGCUCUGUCAGACCUCAGAAGACCAACCUCUUCCUCCAUGUGAAUGACGGGAGCUCUUUGCAGCCAUUGCAGGUUGUUGCUGCCUCAACGCUGGAUGACCCGUCGCUCACGUUCGGCAGUGCUGUUGACGUCACAGGCGUUCUUAAGAAAAGUCCACACCACAAACAGCCCGUUGAGCUGGAAGCAGACCACAUCCAUGUAGUUGGACAAUGUAACCCUGUGGAUUUCCCCUUUAAAAUUAAAGAGAGGCACAGCCUUGAGUAUAUUCGCCAGUUCCCUCAUCUUAGGUGCAGAACAAAUGCCUUUAGUUCCCUGUUGAGAAUACGAAGCGAGGCCACUGCUGCAGUUCACUCCUUUUUCAAGGAAAAUGGCUUUGUCCAAAUUCAUACUCCAAUCAUCACCUCAAAUGACUGUGAAGGAGCAGGUGAGCUCUUUCAACUGGAGCCAUCCAGCCCAGAGAAUGAUGGGAAUGAGCACUUCUUCUCUGUCCCAGCUUUCCUGUCUGUGUCUGGUCAGCUUCAUUUGGAAGUGAUGUCAGGGGCCUUUUCCAGAGUCUACACAUUUGGGCCAACCUUUCGCGCAGAGAACUCCCAAAGCAGACGCCACCUGGCUGAGUUUUACAUGGUGGAGGCUGAGGUCUCCUUCACAGAGUCCUUAGAGGAUCUUACCAAGGUCAUGGAGGACAUGUUCAGAUGUGUCAGUGAGUAUGUCUUGGCCCACUGUGCAGAGGAUGUGGAUUUGUUUCACAAGCAUGUGACUCCAGGACACAGGGACACAGUAGAUGCUAUGCUGAAGAAAAGAUUCCCUGUGAUUACCUACAGUGAUGCUAUAGAUAUCCUAAACCGCAGCUCUGAGGAAUUUACCUUCCCGACACAUUGGGGUUGUGACCUUCAGACAGAACACGAGAAGUACCUGGUGAAACAUUGCGGCAACAUUCCAGUCUUUGUGACUGAUUAUCCGUAUGAUCUUAAGCCUUUUUAUGCGAGGGACAACCAGGACAGUCCUCAGCACACAGCAGCUGCAGUGGAUCUGCUCGUGCCAGGAGUUGGAGAGCUCUGUGGGGGCUCGCUGAGGGAGGAGAGGCUGGAGUUGCUCAGGGCUCGGCUGGAGGAGGCAGGACUAGAAGACACCUACAGCUGGUAUCUGGAUCUGAGGCGUUUCGGCUCGGUCCCUCACGGGGGCUUUGGACUGGGAUUUGAGCGAUAUUUGCAAUGCAUUCUGGGUGUCGCCAACAUAAAAGAUGUGGUUCCUUUUCCUAGAUUUUCCCAUUCUUGUCUUUUGUAAAGCACAACUGUAGCCUAAUAGGUGCAUUUCCAGUCAGUGACGACUGCCGUUGCUGUUUGCUGAAUAAAUAAAUUGCAAAGUGUUGCUUAUUAUGUAAAUAUUUUUUAUUGUAUCUGUAGGUGUCAAAUAAAAACAUUGUUAAUAUUU
Betta splendens (Siamese fighting fish) is the source of this 1761-nucleotide messenger RNA. RefSeq names its product asparaginyl-tRNA synthetase 2, mitochondrial (gene nars2). Gene Ontology annotation, molecular function: asparagine-tRNA ligase activity; nucleic acid binding; ATP binding. The transcript has 14 exons. Lineage: Eukaryota; Metazoa; Chordata; Actinopteri; Anabantiformes; Osphronemidae. The record is from RefSeq and is a predicted model, not a curated record. Gene Ontology annotation, cellular component: mitochondrion. Bases 166 to 1614 code for a protein of 482 amino acids. Gene Ontology annotation, biological process: asparaginyl-tRNA aminoacylation.